This is a messenger RNA of Prosopis cineraria, 1095 nucleotides long. RefSeq names its product disease resistance protein At4g27190-like. NCBI's taxonomy places the organism in Eukaryota, Viridiplantae, Streptophyta, Magnoliopsida, Fabales, Fabaceae. The coding region runs from base 1 to 1095 and encodes 364 amino acids. Gene Ontology annotation, molecular function: ADP binding. The record is from RefSeq and is a predicted model, not a curated record. The transcript has a single exon.
AUGUUGGCAAACAAGAUGAAUGAUGCCACAAAUCUCAUUGAAAGUUGUAAAUUUGAUAAAGUGGCACGUCCAGCUGAUCAUCUAGGCAUAUGCUCUAUUAUUUCAACAAAUUUUAUGGAUUUUGAAAGUAGAAAGUCAAAAUCCAAAGAAUUGGUUAAAGCAUUGGAGAAUGGAAAUUAUUACAUAAUCGGAUUGCAGGGCUUAGGGGGCACAGGUAAAACUACACUUGUUACACAAGCAGGAAAACAAGUUGAAGAAUCUAAAGCAUUUCACAAAGUCAUCUUCACAGUUGUGUCUAAUCCUCCAAAUAUCAAGAAGAUUCAACAAAACAUUGCAAUGCAAUUAGAUUUGCCAUUAGAGGAAGGAAAGGAAGAAAAACACUCAGAGGACUUAUGGAAGAGGAUUGUUAAUAUUAAAGGGAAGAUACUUAUAAUACUAGAUGACGUUUGGGAAAAGCUAGAUCUUAGAGGCAUAGGGAUUCCCAAUGGUCUUGAUCAGAAGAAUUGUUGUGUUUUGAUAACCACACGUGAUACCAAAGUUUGUGAAGUAAUGAGAUGCCAUUUAAUAAUUGCACUACAAACUUUAAAUGAAGUGGAUGCAUUGAAUCUUUUCAAAGAAAAUGCUGGAUUAGAAAGUGAUAAUUCUUCCAAAUUGGGUGUGGCAAGAGAAAUUGUGAAGGAGUGUGGAGGACUACCACUUGCAAUUGUGACAGUAGCAACAACAUUGAAAGGUUGGAAUCUACGAGAUUGGAAGAAUGCUUUGAAAACCUUGCAAAACUCUGGACCAUUGCAAAAUAUUCAUCAAGACUUGGUAAAGGUUUAUAGAAGCAUGGAGUUAAGCUAUAACUAUCUUGGGGUUGAAGCCCAAAAACUCCUCUUGUUAUGCUCUCUCUUUCCAGAGGAUUAUGAAAUUCCUAUAUCCCUUUUGAGCAAACUUGGUGUAGGAUUGGGCCUUUUUGGGGAAGCUGACAACUACUCUUCAGCAAGAAGAAAAGUGAUUCCUGUAAAAAAUGACCUUAUUAAAUCUUCAUUGUUAUUGGAGCCUAAGGAAAGUUGUGUGAAGACGCAUGACUUAGUUCGUGAAGUGGCCUUAUGA